UGUUUUAGUAAAGUAUAUUUGCUGUAUAUUUGAUUUUUGAAUAUAUUUAUUUUAUAGUUGUGUUGGUAUUUUUACAGAGUUGUGGACAAUUAUUCAUGUCGCAGCACUUUAGAAGUUUACCAAGUCAUUCGUUAUUUAGAGAUGAAGUAAAGAAAACAUACAGACUUACUCCGUUCAUUGUUACUCUUUCUGGUACCAGCUUGACGUCGAUAGAUAUAGAAAAUUUCAUAGAAAUGGGAUUACGUAUAAUUCGUUUCAACCUUACAAAUUUAACACGAAACGAUAAAAUAAUGUUAUUGGCUAAGUUCAAGCAAGCUAUGAAAUCAUUUUGCGAAAAGUAUAAUGUUCCCAAUUGGCCGAUUGCAAUUUCUAUCGAUUUGCCAAACGCAUGUAUUAAAACAGGAUGCUUUGUUGAUGAUAUAACCGAAGUAUUUUUAGAAGAAAAUGAUCUAAUCGAAAUAACUUGUAACACAAAGUUGUGGAACAUGUGCAGUAAACAUAGGAUAUUCAUGGACGAUCCGUAUACUUUUAAAUUGAUAAAACCUGGAGCAGAAAUAACAUUGGGUUCGGGAAAAGUUAUAUUGAUUUGUACUGAAGUAAUUAGCGAACAGAGGAUCAUGUGUAAAGUUUACCAAAAAGGUUCGAUAGGGAAUUUGGAAUUUUUCUGCGUCCGAGGAAUCAAGCAUAUAAAACCACCAUUGUCUAAAUACGAUUUGAAUAUGAUAGAAUUUGCUAAAGAGUUUUCUCUUGAUAUGAUAAUAAUGAAUUCUGUUCGACGCACAUCUGUACUAGAUAAAGUAAAAGCAUUUUUUAAAAACUCUCCGAUGCCGCACAUCAUCAGCACGAUCUGUGAACAAGAGGGACUGGACAAUAUCGAUGAGAUUAUUGAGGCAUCAGACGGUAUAAUAUUGGCCAGAGAAUUCCUAGCAUACGAAAUUCUUAAUAAAUAUCAAAUGAGUGCAAUACAAAUGCAAAUGAGUGCUAAAUGUAGACAGCGAGGAAAACCAUUCUUUAUCUCGGGUAAUAUUUUAGACGAAAGUAUAAAGAAGGGAAUAUUAGCGGAUCGCGAUGUUUUUGACAUCACAAAUGCGGCAAUAGACGGCACUGGAUUUCUUAUACGUCAUUUAGACAAUCCGUCACAUAUAUUAGUCGCGAUGAAAAUUUUGGAUUCUAUCUGUAAAUCAGUAGAAUCUGUAGCAAUGGAAAAAGAUUUCUGGAGAAUUCUUGAUGAGAUCAAGAUGCCAGCCAACGCUGCGGAAGCUUGUUGCCUAGCUUGUGCUCUCGCCGCAAAGCAAUCGAUGUCAAAGGUCAUCAUAGCGCCGACUGUGACAGGAAGCACUGCUCGACAUCUUGCGCGCGUCGCCCCCGAAGUUGUUAUACUAACGAUAAGUUCCAAUCCAUUCACUGCAAGGAAACUACAGCUAUAUAGAGGGAUAAUACCCUUAAUUUAUACUGAAAAAGCAAGACCAAAGUUUGAAGAUGAAAUGAACAGACGUGUAGCGUACGCAGUGGCGUAUUGCGUUAAGCAUAACAUAUUAAAAUAUAAGCAAACAUAUGUUCUGUUGAGACGAAGUACUAUCUACAGUGCGUUCCCUGAUAUGCUCAGUGUUCACACGGUCUCGUCAAAAUUGCAAAUAGGUGAUCUUGCUUUAAACUAAAAUCAAAAAAUAUAAGUAUUUACAUUAA
Papilio polytes (common Mormon) is the source of this 1686-nucleotide messenger RNA. RefSeq names its product pyruvate kinase-like. The coding region runs from base 96 to 1658 and encodes 520 amino acids. Gene Ontology annotation, molecular function: magnesium ion binding; pyruvate kinase activity; potassium ion binding. Gene Ontology annotation, cellular component: cytoplasm. The record is from RefSeq and is a predicted model, not a curated record. The transcript is spliced from 9 exons. Gene Ontology annotation, biological process: glycolytic process. NCBI's taxonomy places the organism in Eukaryota, Metazoa, Arthropoda, Insecta, Lepidoptera, Papilionidae.